Molecule: messenger RNA, 1208 nt
Organism: Danaus plexippus (monarch butterfly)
Lineage: Eukaryota; Metazoa; Arthropoda; Insecta; Lepidoptera; Nymphalidae
Exons: 2
Coding region: 106-894 (262 amino acids)
Source: RefSeq, a predicted model, not a curated record
AUAUCAUUUCACUUUAGAGAUCGUAAUAACAGAGAGCCGUAAAAUAAGUUAUAGUUGAUAUAAAAUAGUUUUUGAAUAAAAAUUGCAAUAGAAUUAUAUGGUACAAUGAAAAACACGUUGUGUAUCAUAGGUGCAUAUAUAAUAAUUUUUGCCCACGUUCAUUCCUUCGUGCUACUGACCGCAAAUUUCGAUGAUGUGAAAAAAUUAGCACAGAAAUUCGUAUCUGAAUCAUUGGCGGAGAAGAUAGCGGAGUUCGUGUCUAAGGCGACUGUGAAUAAAAUAGGUUUGAAGUUAUCGAACGAGGAGGAUAAAUCUAAAAUGCAGGAAAUCCCCACAAAAACAUAUUCUGAAAGUGAGGACGCAGAGUCUGAGACAACUAAAGAGUCGAUAUCAAAAGAGAACAUGAAAUACAAAGCAAAGGCUUUAAAAAACAAGAUACCAGGCCACAAAACUAGAUUCGAAUCAAAAUUGUCGAGAUCCAAUGAGAAAAGAUCGAAGAAAGAUCACCGAAAAAAAAAGGAUAAAAAAAUAAAAAAGACAAAACGCAGUAAAGAAAUAAAUUUGAUAUCAGAGACAAACAAUUUGAAUGUCUUCUCAGACGACAGUUCGGCCAACAACGCAUCGAUAGAAUCAACGGCUGGUUGGUUUGAAGAAGGGAAACUUGGUAAAAACCUGACAUCAGACCAGGAAACCGAGUCGGACUAUGUGUUCCGUUUUAAUAACGUCGAAGGUGUGAACGAGGGCUUAUUUAGAGACACAACGCUAACGACGAGGAGAGACAAGAACGAGUUUGACCAAUACGACAACACUUACUACCCUAAAGCUGUGGGCACAAGUGGUAGCGUGACAUUAAGAUUGCUAGAUUCUAGAAAAAGUAGAUAUCGCAAGGACUGACUGGAGCUAAGAAUUAGAUACUAUUAUUCCCUAUAUAUAUUUAAUUGCAAACAAUAAUAUUGCCAUACAGGAAAAUUAACAAAAAUUAAGGGAGUAACAAAAACUAGAUGUUACAGAUAUAAAGAUGAAUAUAUUUAUAUGAGUGAGUGUUAAAUGGGAACUAGAAGAAGCAGCAAAAACAGUAAUAUGAAAUAUAAAAACAACUUUACAUAAGUGUCACAUAGCAAUACAUAAAUAUAUAUACCUGACUCCCUAUACUGACUUGGUUUUUUUAUAACAUUCAAUAAAAUUGGUAAAGACAAAUAACCGUUUAA